Messenger RNA from Eupeodes corollae, 4625 nucleotides. RefSeq names its product NADPH oxidase 5 (gene Nox). Gene Ontology annotation, molecular function: calcium ion binding; superoxide-generating NAD(P)H oxidase activity. Bases 403 to 4464 code for a protein of 1353 amino acids. The record is from RefSeq and is a predicted model, not a curated record. Gene Ontology annotation, cellular component: plasma membrane; NADPH oxidase complex. Gene Ontology annotation, biological process: defense response; superoxide anion generation. Lineage: Eukaryota; Metazoa; Arthropoda; Insecta; Diptera; Syrphidae. The transcript is spliced from 17 exons.
AGGUAGACCGAUCAUCGUUCGCGUUUAUCACUUUCAGUUUAGUUCACUUCGUCGUGCUGUACGGCCCGAUUCGACUCUUGUUCUUCGAUCGUGUGCUCACCUCGAGUUCAAAGGCUCCUCAAAGUCUCGACGGAUCGUUUUUUCCAGUUUGUGGAUCGUAUAUUUGCCGUCGCGUCGUCGGUUGAUCGUAGCAUCGAUCACUCAAACUAUUUGAGUGGUUUUUCAUAUGAGUGUUCAACAUAGUUCAAUUUAUUGAGUGAAAUCGUAUGGAUCGCAACUCAAUUAGUGUGGAUCAGUGGUAAAAUGCAAACAAAAUAAGUGGAAACUAAGAUCGUAAAACGAUCUUAAGAUAGAAAAUAGUUUAAACUGUGAGUGAUAAGAAGAAAGAUCAAAAAAAAAAAAAUGGAUGCAAAUCAGCAUUUGAAAGUUGAGCAUCGGGAUUCGAUAUCAUCGACUAAUUCCUUAGACGUUCCGCCCAUUCCUCCCUCGCGAACUCCCAAGAGAGUUUCCUUCUCUGAUAAUACUCCUGCAAGUAGUCCCAUAGGCGAUGUCCCUAGCAACAUCGAAUUCAAUCCAAUGACCCAUUUUCUGCAGAAAGCUGCUUCAUAUCUGGAGCAUCUUCAUGAGAAUCGCCUUGAUCCUUCAGCAAGUGAAGCAUCAUCAUCAACAACAAACGAUAAAGGAGAAGCAUCGGUUAAAACUGCAGCUACCAUUGAAGCUAUUGUGAUAGAAAAUAAUCCUGCUCCUUCAUCAUCUUCUCCUCCUGCACGAAGGAUCAUGGAGAGUGUGGCAGAGUCUGUGACACCACCAACUAUGCCCGUAUCGGUGGAUAAUAGUCCGGCGAGUUCGGUUUUCGAACAUCAUCGUCGAGCGUCCCUUCCGAAUGGAAAUGGGAAUUCUGCCAUUAUUCAAGCCGAACGGGAAGAUGAAAAUCGAAUUGUAAGCUAUUUGGAUAGGUACCACUUAGAUAUGGACCAAAACUACAGUUACAUGGAAUUGGAAGUGCGAAGGGAGAAAAUUAGAUGGCUUUUGAUAUCGGAAUGCAGUUUGCUGAUGGGCGAUGGGAAACAUACGAGGGAAGGAUUUAGAAAAUUAUUUCUCGAUGAGGAAUUCCAGCAAAAACUCUUCCACCUCUUCGAUAUCGAUGGCCAGGGAUAUCUGGUGCAGGAUCGUUGGAUUGAACAUCUCAAGGGACGACUAACGGAAGAUCGUCAAAAAGAUUUUGCUGAACAACUGGAAUCAGUGGCUUAUGUGAUAUGUGGCGAAAGUAAAAUAACGUUUAAUAAUUUUGAAGAAAUUUGGGAAGCUCGUGGGAUGGUUGACAAAUUCUACAGGCUCAUUGAUGUAGAUGGAACUAAUUUGGUUUCAACUAACCAAGUGAUGGAAUUUAUAUCAAAAAUUACAAACUUAAGGCCCCGAAACGGUUUUGACAAGAAAUCUCUGGAACAAUUGGAAUCACUUUUUCGACGAACUGUUGGAAAUGAAAAGGAAAUCAGUAGAGCCGAAUUUAAAAAGAUUGUUACAUCCAAAAAUCCUUUUUUCACAGAUCGUGUCUUCCAAAUUUUUGACAAAGACAAUUCUGGUUCCAUUUCACUCCAAGAAUUCAUCGAUGCAAUUCAUCAAUUUUCUGGUCAAUCAGCUGAUGAUAAGAUUCGUUUCCUGUUUAAAGUCUAUGACAUUGACGGUGAUGGUUUGAUCCAACACAAAGAACUUCACGAUGUGAUACGUGCUUGCAUGGAAGAGAAUGGAAUGAGAUUCUCAGAGGACCAAAUAGAAGACCUAACAACAGCGAUGUUUGAAGAUGCCGAUCCCUACAAUCGAGGAACAAUAACCUAUGAAGCCUUGAAGAAUCAACUUCACAAACAUGGUGGCCUACUUGAAAACUUGAGUAUAACAAUCGACCGAUGGCUUGUUCCGGUGCAGGAAAAAGCGAAACCUAAGGCCAGUAAGCGGUGUUUGUCAAUUCCACAUCAAUUUACCGGAGCGUAUGUUCGCAACAACCAAGUCUUCGUGUCAUAUCUGGUGAUGUACAUAGCCAUUAAUGUGGGUCUGUUUGUGUCGAGAUCCAUCCAGUACCGGAAUAGUAAUUUUAACACAAUUCUAGCAAGGGCCUGUGGACAGUGCCUAAACUUUAACUGCGCUUGGAUUUUAGUGUUGAUGUUAAGACAUUCCCUAACUUAUUUGCGAUCACGAGGAUUUAGUUCGUACUUACCACUUGACAAUCAUAUCUACCUCCAUAAGUUGACAGGUAUGGUGGUUUCAGGUUUGAGCAUAAUUCACACCAUCAUGCAUUUGUGUAAUUUCUCCACGGUCGUGGUGUAUGAUCCGAAUAUAAAUGCCGGUAACUUUACCCUAACCGAAUGGCUUUUGACAAGUAGGCCAGGUCUUUUUGGGCUGGUUAAAGGUUGGGCCAAUCCAACAGGGUGUGCCCUAAUUAUCAUUUUACUGAUCAUGUUUGUUUGCUCACAACCGUUUGUUCGAAGGAAGGGAAGUUUUGAAGUAUUCUACUGGACACAUUUGCUUUAUGUGCCAUUUUGGAUCUUGACCAUUUUCCAUGGACCGAACUUCUGGAAAUGGUUCAUCCUGCCAGGAUUGGUCUAUGCAGUGGAAAGAAUUCUCAGAUUCGUUUGGAUGAAGUCAGAGCAUGGAAAAACUUAUAUCAGUUCUGGUUUACUGUUGCCCUCGAAGGUUGUGCACUUGGUGAUAAAACGUCCUUAUAACUUCCACUUUAGACCUGGGGACUACAUCUUUGUGAAUAUUCCAUCGAUAGCCAAUUACGAAUGGCAUCCAUUUACCAUAAGCAGUGCUCCCGAGCAAGAGGACUACAUGUGGUUGCACAUUCGGGGUGUAGGCGAAUGGACAAACAGACUUUCAGAUUAUUUCGAAAAAGAGCAGGAAAAACUCCAUAAUGGUGAAAUAUCAGCCCAUGUACCAGAAAGUUCUUCAAAUUCCACGAGUAAUGAAACAAAUGGCAAAUCAUCAACCCCUCAGACAGACUUUCUAGCCAAAAUGCAACAGAAUAAUUCCUCAGAUCCGACAAAACAAAGUAUAGGCAUUUCCAAGUUGGCAAUAGAAAGAAACACCAAAGCCGAGGAUUCCGAAAAUAAAACCAUGAAAAGUAUUAGACAAACCUUACAGAGAACAUUUUCAAGAAAGGAAACAGCUGCUUCGCCAAAAGGUUCAGGCAUCGCGAAUGAUGGAUUUGUAUCGGAUGAUGGGAAUUUCGAACCAGUUCCCUUGCCAAGACGUAAAUUGACACCCGACAAGAGAUUGCAGAAUCUCAUGAAUAAAGUUCCCUUGGAAAAGAGUCUUUCCAUGCCGGACAUGGAAGGAAAGUUCAAGAAAAGAGAAAGGAUAAGAGCGCUACGGGAAUACACUCGAUCAGAAUCGGAAAAGUCUUUUGACCAAGCGAAAAUCAGGAGAGCUCGUCUGCAGACGCUGGGGUUGGCCUAUUUGAGCCCGCAAAACAAGUCACUGGCACAAAGUUUCCGCUACAUGCGUCACAAACCCACAAUCAUAGCUUUUAAGACUCCCAGUCUUGAGAAUUGUGAACCGAGACCGUCUUCAAAUUCGAUGAUUGUUUCACCUGGAAUGUACACCCAAAGAGAAGCCGAAGAAGGUCGCAUCGUAAAACGGAGCUCAUCCCCAUCUUCGUCCAAUUCUCCACCAACCAGCACGCAUGGUGUAAAUUAUCCCGUAGGAAAACCCUUAGAGGAAUCUACUAAAACAAGUUGUUUGUACAGGCCAACAUUCCUUAGAUCAUCGCAUAAAGCUAAAAGAGGCUCGGCUACAAAUACAAAUGUAACUACUAAUGCUAGUAGUAAGGUUACACUUGAAGUUGGCGUUUUAGAGAUUUACAUUGACGGACCAUAUGGUGCUCCAUCAAGUCAUAUUUUUGGCGCCCAACAUGCUGUCCUCAUUGCCACUGGCAUAGGUGUUACUCCAUUUGCAUCGAUUCUACAAUCAAUAAUGCAUAGAUAUUGGAAGGCACGACAUUCGUGUCCGCGAUGUCAAUACGAGUGGGCAAGUGAUAUUCCCCGAACGGUAAUGAAUCUAAGAAAAGUCGAUUUCUUUUGGAUAAAUCGAGAUCAAAGAUCAUUUGAAUGGUUUGUCAAUUUGUUAUCACAAUUGGAAAUUGAACAAGCUGAGCUUGGUGGAGCAAUGGAAAGGUUUUUGGAUAUGCACAUGUACAUAACGAGUGCUCUACAGAAGACAGACAUGAAAGCUGUAGGUUUACAACUUGCUUUGGAUCUUUUACAUGAAAAGGGCAAACGUGAUCUUAUUACCGGUUUGAAAACUCGAACAAACGCUGGUCGUCCAAACUGGGAUAAAGUAUUUAAACAGCUACAAGCUCAGAAGAAAGGCAAAAUAACGGUAUUUUAUUGUGGACCAGCUCAAUUGGCCAAAACACUGCGAUACAAAUGCGAUCAAUAUGGAUUUGCUUUUAGAAAAGAGUGUUUUUAAAAAUGUUUGAUUUGUUUAUGCAUUUUGUUGUUUGUAAUUUAUUAUUUUUUUAUAUAAAUAAUUUAAGUAUUUAUUAAGUACUUAAUAAUUUAAUAUCUAUAUUAUGAUAUUUUAAUGGUUCUGGUUAUGGGAUAUUACUCGUAUGUUAUGUUUUCUUUUGA